AUGAUGCUUAGAGUUUCAAAGAAACUCAAGGAACUCAAGAGAAUUAUUAGAGCUUUCAGCCGAGAGAAUUACUCGGGAAUUGAAAAAAGAGUAACUGAAGCUUUUGAAGAGCUCUCUCAGUGUCAACAGAUUGUUUUGUCUUCUCCAACGCCAACGGCGAGCUUAAAUGAGAGAAUUGCUCAUGACAAAUGGGUCAACCUUGCUCGGGCGGAAGAGUCAUUCUUUUUCCGGCGGUCUCGUGUAACAUGGCUUGACAAAGGAGAUGCUAACACUACCUUUUACCACCGCCAGGAUGAUUAUGGUAAUGUGGUUAAUUCGAAGGAGGAUAUUAUGAACCUGGUUGUGUCGUAUUACGAGAAUCUAUUUGGCGGUGUCUCUCCUUCCACUGACUCUUCUCUGGAGGACUUAUCUCAGUUAAUCUCCUACAGAUGCUCCCCUUCAGUUAAGGAAUCGCUGGAAGCUCCGUUUACAAGCUUGGACAUCCAAUCAGCUUUUUUCUCUUUACCGAGGAACAAAGCGCCGGGUCCGGAUGGCUAUCCAGCAGAGUUUUUUACUCAUCAUUGGAAAGCAGUGGGGCCUGACUUGUUUAUGGCUAUCCAGGAAUUCUUCUCCUCAGGGAAAAUGUUACAGCAGUGGAAUGCAACCAUUCUAACUCUCAUCCCCAAGAAGAAAAAUGCAGUGCUUGUCUCUGACUUUAGACCAAUUUCAUGCUGCAACACGGUGUACAAAGUCAUUUCCAAGCUACUUGCAAACCGGCUGAAACAAAUACUUCCGUCAGUAAUCUCGAAUACUCAAUCUGCAUUUAUUCUGGGAAGACUACUGGUGGAAAAUUUUCUUAUGGCCACCGAGCUUAUUCAAGGUUACAACUGGAAAAAUAUUUCCAAGCGCUCUCUUCUCAAGGUUGAUCUGAAGAAGGCAUUUGAUUCUCUUAAUUGGGACUUUAUUUUGAUGCUUCUCAAGGCGCUUUGUUUCCCUGAAUCUUUCAUCAACCUGAUUGCUCAGUGUAUCACAACAACCAGGUUCUCAGUUUCGGUAAAUGGCGAGCUAGGGGGAUAUUUUAAAGGUUCUCGCGGCCUGCGUCAAGGUGACCCCCUCUCCCCAUAUCUCUUUGUCCUAGCUAUGGAAGUGUUCGCACAGCUCCUGAACAAGAACUUUGUAAAUGGUGACAUUGGCUACCAUCCAUCAGCGAAUGAUCCGGCUAUCUCUCAUCUAGCAUUUGCGGACGACAUAAUGGUUUUCUUUGAUGGAGAACAGAGCUCUCUUCAGCAAAUAUCAGCAACCCUUCAGAGCUUUGCUUCUUGGUCGGGCUUACAUAUGAACAGGGCCAAAACUGAACUGUAUGUGGUGGGGUUGAGCCAGACGGAAACCGCAGAUUUGGCAAGUCUUGGCUUCUCUCUGGGAUCACUUCCUGUCCGCUAUAUUGGUCUCCCUCUAAUGCAUCGAAAGCUCCGUAUCUGCGACUACAUGCCACUUAUGGACCAGCUUAAAAGGGCUGUAUUAAGGCUAUUGAAUCCCUAUGUUCUCGGUUCCUCUGGAAUGGAAACAUCACUAGUAAAGCGGCAGCAAAGGUUUCUUGGAAUGUGUGAGUCUGAGUCACUUUGGGCCUCCUGGACUAAACACCACCGACUUAAAGGACUCAGCAUUUGGAGCUUAGAUGAAAAGAAGCAGGGGUCUUGGAUCUGGAAAUCUAUUUUGAAGCUCAGGCCACUUGCUGAAAAUUUCCUAAGGUGUGAAGUUGGCAAUGGGGAGCAAGCCAGUUUCUGGUUUGAUUUUUGGCUACCGAUAGGCCCUCUGAUUAACUUGCUGGGUUUUGACGGACCGCGGCAACUUGGUGUCCCCAUUCAUGCCAAAGUGGCAGAUUGUUGCUCCAACACUGGUUGGAUUCUGAGACCAGCAAGGUCUCCGCAGACAGAGCAGCUCCAUAUCAUCUUGUGCUCCGUCCAGCCUCCUUCACAUUCAUCAGUGCGAGACUGCUACAAGUGGUACGUUGAUGACCUCUACUUAGACUCUUUCAACACUGCUAGAACUUGGGAAUCUGUUAGAGAUAGGUCCAGUACUGUUGAUUGGGAAUCAGUGGUUUGGUUGGUGGCCACGUUCCAAGACAUGCCUUCCACAUCUUGGGACCACAACGUUGAGAAUUCUUGUCUCCUCUGCAACGGGCUGGACGAAAACAGAGACCAUCUUUUCCUCCGCUGCAGGUUUAGUGAGCGUCUUUGGAAAAUGAUCAUUCGAAGGCUUGGCUAUCAACCCUUCUUAUUCCACACUUGGACAUCGCUUAUAGAAUGGCUUCGCAUGAAGGAUUCUACUUGCCCUCAGACUCUGCGUAAGCUGGCUGCUCAUGCAGUCAUCUAUCACCUGUGGCUUGAGAGAAACAACCGUUUGCACAAUGCAGUCUUCUCGUCUACAGACCGCAUCUUCAAGGACAUAGAUCGUCAUAUCAGAAACACGAUCCUAGCAAGGAAGGGGAGGAAGAAGUUCCAUUCUCUUAUGUGCACUUGGCUGAAAUUCUCUUAG
Brassica napus (rape) is the source of this 2514-nucleotide messenger RNA. RefSeq lists its product as uncharacterized. The record is from RefSeq and is a predicted model, not a curated record. Lineage: Eukaryota; Viridiplantae; Streptophyta; Magnoliopsida; Brassicales; Brassicaceae. The transcript has 5 exons. The coding region runs from base 1 to 2514 and encodes 837 amino acids.